AUGCGAGCAAAGGUUCUUCCGAUUUUUGGAAUCGCGGUUUCUGUUUUGGGAUCACCUUUCAGACCUUGCGUCGACCUCCUCGACAGCCCCGUUCAGAGUCGGCCGAGAUGUUCGCGGCUCUCCUCCCCGCCGGCCAUAUCUUCAGGGGCCCUACGGGGUGGCAUGGAUGGGCAGAUCGAACCUGGACUCAAACAAUCGCGCGAUAGUCGUCAGAGGAAUGUUUCCAGGAUGCGCUCUUCAACCACCCUUAUGUCUACCGUGUUGUUUCUCACAGCCACUGUCUUCGGGCAGGGAACUGGACAAUACGGGACGUACUACUGCAUGACAGUGGAGGGAAAACCAGCCCCGAGCAACAAUUUCUGCAAUGCAGUAAAAGGCGCAGUCCUCCCUUCCCCUGGCUUCUGCUGCAUUCGCUCCUCCGACUUUGACAGACUCCAGGCUCUUUCGAAGGGGUGCGCAGAUAAUGGCCUGGUACUUGGACAGAAAAAGGUUCCUUGUAGCCCGUAG
Messenger RNA from Colletotrichum lupini, 507 nucleotides. RefSeq lists its product as uncharacterized. NCBI's taxonomy places the organism in Eukaryota, Fungi, Ascomycota, Sordariomycetes, Glomerellales, Glomerellaceae. The coding region runs from base 1 to 507 and encodes 168 amino acids. The record is from RefSeq and is a predicted model, not a curated record. The transcript is spliced from 4 exons.